AUUGAAUUGCCGCCAAAAAUCAUCACCGAAUUAGAGGACAAGAGUUGCGUUUUCGGCCAAACAGUGAACUUCAAUAUCGAGUUAUCAAAAGGCGAUGCAAUCGUUAAGUGGUUUAAAGACGACAAACAUAUCGAGUUUAACGAAAGGAUUGAAUUGAAAAUCGAUGGCAAACAACAGGAACUGAUUAUAAGAGACGCCAAUACGGAGGACGAAGGCGUCUAUUCAUGCGUUUUGAAUCGCCAGAGAUAUGCGGCUAACCUUACGGUCGAACCGAAAUCAACUGAAUUUACGGCUCGUUUGACAGACAAUAUAGUUGUCGACGAAGACAAUGACGUCGAGCUCAACGUCCAGUUGUCUCGCUCUGGAGUUUCUGUCAAAUGGUUUAAAGACGGAAAACCCAUAAAGAAAUCAAAGUCCACUAUAAUUGAGUCCAAAGAGACUAAACAUAAGCUAAUCAUCAGAAAUGCGAAACCAAACGAUUCCGGAGAAUACACUUGCGUUGCGAACGGAGACCAAACCCGUACUCAACUCCAAGUGAACGAAGAUUUGGCAGAAUUUACGCUCAAAUUGAAGGAUAUUAUCGUAAAAGAGAGCCAAACGGCCACACUAUCGGCCGAAGUGGCAAAACAGUCGCAUAGAGUCGAGUGGUUUAAAGACGACCACAAAAUCACUUCAAAUGACAGAACCAUUAUAAUAGAGGAGGGAAUCCAUAGGAAACUUGUGCUCAACGAAUGCACUCUCGAAGACAAAGGUAUGUAUUCUGUGAUUUGCAAAGACAAGAGAAGUGUAGCCAAAGUGACGGUCGAAUGUCCGCCGAGAAUAACGACUCAAAGGAGACAUUUUACGGUCAAAAGAGGCGAGAAUUUCGGUCUAGAAGUCCAUUUCGAUGGCUUUCAACCGCCAAAAGUCGAGUGGAGUUUCGCCGACAAAGUGCUCAAAACAUCAAAGAAAGUGUCGAUCGAAGCCCUUAUGUCGAAGACAUUGUUAACGGUUAAGAAGUUCGAGGACUCGGAUGUCGGCGCCUAUAGACUGAGGCUUAAGAACAAUAUCGGCGAAUGCAGUGAAGAGUUCACGCUUUCCAUUAUAGACAAACCGGAAGCCCCGGGAAGACCACAGGCGUCAGAGAUCACCAAUAAGUCAUUGAUUCUGAGUUGGACUCAACCCACAAACAAUGGCGGCUCCGAAAUCAUUAAUUAUAUCAUUGAAUUCUGUGAUAAAAAGACUGAGAUAUGGAAGAUAUAUAACCAAACCAUUACUGUUGUCGACAAUCAUAUGAAGAUUGAGGACUUGAAACAGGGAAUGGAGUAUAUAUUCCGAGUGACGGCAGUGAACGAAGCGGGCAAUAGUGAGCCCUCGCCUGUCAGUCAAAGCGUUGUAAUUAGAGAAUCAAAAACUGGCGAAAAACCGAUUGUAAUCCAAGAACUGAAACCAGUUGUCAAAACACCCCUUAAAACCGAGAUUAGACUCGAGUGUAAAAUAACGGGUCAACCGAUUCCUGAAGUGAAAUGGUUUAAAGACGAUAAGGAACUCAUUGUCACGAAGACUAUGGAAACAAGUUUCGAGAAACAAAUGGCAACUCUAGUGAUCAGAGAUGUGUCGCCAACGACUGCCGGACAGUAUGUCUGUAAAGCAACCAAUCCUUUGGGAAGCACUCAAACCAAGUCGACCGUCAAAAUAGAGGAAAAGCCGAGCGCUAUAUUCGACAACAAAUUAAUAUCAUUGAAAUUAAAACCCGGAUUACAAUAUCUCAUUGAGGCUGAGAUCAAAGGCUAUCCAUUCCCUAACAUUAUGUGGUCUAAAGAUCAACAAAGUAUCGAUAAAUUAAAACAAAUUCACGUCAAAACUAUUGAAAACAAAACUUUAUUAGAAAAUAAAAACAUCAAAUCAGAGGAUUCGGGCACUUAUUGUCUGAAACUAAGCAAUGAAUUCGGAGAAGNAACCAUUAUAAUAGAGGAGGGAAUCCAUAGGAAACUUGUGCUCAACGAAUGCACUCUCGAAGACAAAGGUAUGUAUUCUGUGAUUUGCAAAGACAAGAGAAGUGUAGCCAAAGUGACGGUCGAAUGUCCGCCGAGAAUAACGACUCAAAGGAGACAUUUUACGGUCAAAAGAGGCGAGAAUUUCGGUCUAGAAGUCCAUUUCGAUGGCUUUCAACCGCCAAAAGUCGAGUGGAGUUUCGCCGACAAAGUGCUCAAAACAUCAAAGAAAGUGUCGAUCGAAGCCCUUAUGUCGAAGACAUUGUUAACGGUUAAGAAGUUCGAGGACUCGGAUGUCGGCGCCUAUAGACUGAGGCUUAAGAACAAUAUCGGCGAAUGCAGUGAAGAGUUCACGCUUUCCAUUAUAGACAAACCGGAAGCCCCGGGAAGACCACAGGCGUCAGAGAUCACCAAUAAGUCAUUGAUUCUGAGUUGGACUCAACCCACAAACAAUGGCGGCUCCGAAAUCAUUAAUUAUAUCAUUGAAUUCUGUGAUAAAAAGACUGAGAUAUGGAAGAUAUAUAACCAAACCAUUACUGUUGUCGACAAUCAUAUGAAGAUUGAGGACUUGAAACAGGGAAUGGAGUAUAUAUUCCGAGUGACGGCAGUGAACGAAGCGGGCAAUAGUGAGCCCUCGCCUGUCAGUCAAAGCGUUGUAAUUAGAGAAUCAAAAACUGGCGAAAAACCGAUUGUAAUCCAAGAACUGAAACCAGUUGUCAAAACACCCCUUAAAACCGAGAUUAGACUCGAGUGUAUAAUAACGGGUCAACCGAUUCCUGAAGUGAAAUGGUUUAAAGACGAUAAGGAACUCAUUGUCACGAAGACUAUGGAAACAAGUUUCGAGAAACAAAUGGCAACUCUAGUGAUCAGAGAUGUGUCGCCAACGACUGCCGGACAGUAUGUCUGUAAAGCAACCAAUCCUUUGGGAAGCACUCAAACCAAGUCGACCGUCAAAAUAGAGGAAAAGCCGAGCGCUAUAUUCGACAACAAAUUAAUAUCAUUGAAAUUAAAACCCGGAUUACAAUAUCUCAUUGAGGCUGAGAUCAAAGGCUAUCCAUUCCCUAACAUUAUGUGGUCUAAAGAUCAACAAAGUAUCGAUAAAUUAAAACAAAUUCACGUCAAAACUAUUGAAAACAAAACUUUAUUAGAAAAUAAAAACAUCAAAUCAGAGGAUUCGGGCACUUAUUGUCUGAAACUAAGCAAUGAAUUCGGAGAAGUGUCCUAUGAUUUUGUACUCAAAGUGUUGGACAGGUCGGGACCGCCGGACGCGCCCGUCAGGGCUCUCAUAGUGGAGGACGACUGCAUUGAGUUGUCGUGGAAACCGCCUAAAGAUGACGGCGGCUCUCGUGUCACACAUUAUUUGAUUGAAAAAUGCGAAACAAAAACCAAUUUAUGGAAAGAAGUGAAGAAAAUUGACGCAAAACUUCUCAUCCAAAGAGUGGAUCGUUUGGUUUGUGGCGAAGAAUACGUGUUCCGCGUCAGUGCUAUCAAUGAGUUUGGCAAAAGUGAUGCCACACUUUCGCAACCCAUUGUCUGCAAAAGUCCUUUCGACAAACCGUCUCCACCUUUGGGACCAUUGAUCACAUCAAACAAUACGGAAGAAUCGUUUACAUUGAGUUGGAAUCCACCGGAAAGUGACGGCAAUUCACCGAUUCUUGAAUAUAUAGUCGAGAAGAAGGAAAGCGAUAAAAAAGUUUGGCAAAAGGUUGGAUCAGUGGAUGGAAAGACACAAUCGAUAGAAGUGUUUAAUCUGAAGAAAGAUACGGCACAUCACUUCCGGAUUACGUGCAGAAACAAAGUGGGAACAAGUCUUCCGUUGGCACCCGAGGAGACCAUAACACCGAGAGGUAGGUAUAGCGCGCCUUCAAUGCCGGGCCGACCGCUUCGCGUGUCUGAAAUGACAAACACUUCGCUCACAUUGGAGUGGAAUAAGCCGUUGUCGACGGGAGGCGUCGAACUCACCUCUUAUAUACUCGAGCGACGACUCGUCUCCGAAAGCAAUUGGAUACGAGUGGACACAAUAGACCCGGAGAUCACUAGUUAUACCUCCUCCUCUCGAGACAGAUUACGAGUGGACACAAUAGACCCGGAGAUCACUAGUUAUACCGUAGAAAACCUGUCGUCAAAACACGAAUACUUUUUCCGAGUUAUAGCCGAAAAUCCUUUAGGACUCAGUCCUCCUCUCGAGACAGAGACUGCCCUUAAACUGUCGCUCACCGCAGCACAACCGGGCAUUCCUACGGGUCCUUUGGAGACCCGAGUGGUGGGUCCGAGUGCUAUAGUGGUCGAGUGGGGCAAACCAGAGACAGACGGCGGCGCACCUCUGCUUAGUUAUGUGGUGGCGGCCAGAGAUGUGAGGAGAACCAUGUGGAUGGAGGUCGGUCACGUGAGCGCUGAUACCCAACGAUUACAAAUCAAGGAUUUACAAGAAGGACACGAAUAUAUGGUGAGAAUUCUGGCCCGAAAUGAAGUGGGACUCAGCGACCCCUUGGAAAUGGAGGAACCCGUCAAAGUGGUCCGACCCCCAGGUUUCACGGAAAGUGCUGUUGAAGUAACGGUGGAAAGACCUGAUACCCCAUCACUGAGUUUCACGACAACCGAGACGUCGUCGUGGAUGCGAGAGGCAAAUGUUGAGCCAAACGUUCGCUCCUAUACUAGACAUACACUCAUACAUAGGAGGGAAUACUUCUUCAAACUCUGGUUCAAUUCAGACUCACUUUUCAAAUGAAUUCAUUCAACAAU
Medioppia subpectinata is the source of this 4715-nucleotide messenger RNA. Lineage: Eukaryota; Metazoa; Arthropoda; Arachnida; Sarcoptiformes; Oppiidae. The record is from the annotation of a GenBank genome assembly.